ACAUUUCUCCUCUGAAAAUCUGAAAACACAGUAUGGAUCGAGUCCUCAAAGCUGCUAGAACUUCUGGUUCUCUCAAUUUAUCUAAUCGCUCCCUCAGGCAAGUGCCCAAUGAUGUAUACAAAAGUUUGGAAUCAGCCAGUGAAGAUGAGAAGUGGUGGGAGGCCGUCGAGCUACAGAAGCUGAUUUUGGCUCAUAACAAUAUAGAAACACUGAAGGAAGACCUUCGAAAUUUACCUCUACUGUCAGUGUUGAAUGUUAGUCACAACAAGCUUACCCAUCUUCCAGCUGCAGUUGGAGAGCUUCAUAUGCUGAAGUCCUUAGAUGUAUCAUUUAAUUUGAUAGUGAACAUUCCAGAAGAGAUUGGAACUGCAGCUUCUCUAGUCAAGUUUGAUUGUUCAAACAACCAACUAAAUGAUCUCCCUAACUCCCUUGGAAGAUGUGUGGAGUUAUCAGACCUCAAGGCAUCAAACAAUAGCAUUUCCAGUUUGCCAGAAGAUCUAGCAAAGUGUUCAAAAUUAACAAAGUUGGAUGUCAAGGGAAACAAGUUAACUAUGCUACCUGAGAGUUUGAUGGCAUCAUGCAGAAUGCUUACUGAACUCGAUGCAUCGAAAAACUUGCUCAAUAGCAUUCCAGGGAAUAUUGGAAGCCUGUCACGCUUGAUUCGCCUAGACCUUCAUCAGAACAGAAUUUCAUCAAUCCCACCCUCAAUAAAAGAUUGCUCAUCUCUUUUGGAGUUUUAUAUCGGGAAUAAUGCACUUGCUUCAUUACCUGUGGAGAUAGGUGCACUUAAUAGAUUGGGGAUAUUUGAUCUCCACUCCAACCAGUUAAAGGAGUACCCAGCAGAGGCAUGUAAAUUGCAACUUUCGAUGCUGGACUUAUCUAACAAUUCAUUGUCUGGAUUGCCUCCAGAGAUUGGCUUAAUGACAACUUUGCGGAAGCUUCUGCUUGUUGGCAACCCAAUUAGAACGCUGCGGAGCUCUUUGGUAAACGGACCUACACCUGCUCUCUUAAGAUUUCUUCGAAGUAGACUCCCAACUGAUGAAGAGUCUGCAGCUUCUACACCCGGAAAGGAGGAUGUUGUUGCCAUGGCAUCUAGGCUGUCCCUCUCUUCAAAGUUGUAUUUGCAGGAGCUUUCUUUAGGAGGACUUGGUUUGACUGCUGUCCCUUCAGAUGUCUGGAAGUCGCAUGAUAUCUCAAAAUGUGAUCUUUCAAGGAACUCAAUCGAAGAACUUCCCGUUGAACUUUCUUCUUGUAUUUCCUUGGAGGCUCUCAUUUUAUCCAAAAACAAGAUAAAAGAUUGGCCUGGUUCAGUCUUAACAUCUCUUCCUGCACUUACAUGUUUGAAGCUUGACAAUAAUCCCCUCAGACAGAUACCAUCCUCUGCCUUCCAAGCUGUAUCCAAGCUUCAGGUUCUGGAUCUGAGUGGCAAUAUAGGUUCUUUACCAGAGCAUCCUGCAUUUUCUUGCCUACCAGAGUUGCAGGAACUUUAUCUGAGAAGGAUGCAAAUAUCUAUUUUCCCAAGCGAUAUAAUUAACUUAAAGCAGUUACGAAUUCUUGAUUUGAGCCAAAAUUGCCUUCAAUCAAUUUCACAGGAUAUCGUAAACUUGGAUUCUCUUGCUGAACUCGAUGUGUCAGACAAUAACAUUUCUUCUCUUCCACCAGAAUUGGGUUUGCUUGAACCUACUCUGCAGGUGUUAAGACUGGAUGGCAACCCACUGCGAAGCAUUCGAAGGGCCAUUUUGGAUCGAGGAACAAAAGGCGUUUUGAAGUACUUGAAGGAGAGAAUUGUAGAGCAUUAGCCGGUUUGAAUCUUGAUUCCUGAAUGAGGCCUGUGGGUGUGUGAAUUUAAUCAGAGCACUUGUCUCUGAGUCCAGUAUGUAAAAUUUGUACUUUACCACUUAUUUGAGAUAUAAUCCCCGAUUUAAGGUGUACUUGGAGUGUACAAUUGUUGUAUCCCAUUGUUUAUUCUUGUAAUGCUGAGAAUGACCAGAUGGACAAAUUGGACAAACGACCAUCUUGGUUUGUAUGAAUGCUAAUAAGUUCCACUCA
Messenger RNA from Lycium ferocissimum, 2049 nucleotides. RefSeq names its product plant intracellular Ras-group-related LRR protein 6. Lineage: Eukaryota; Viridiplantae; Streptophyta; Magnoliopsida; Solanales; Solanaceae. The record is from RefSeq and is a predicted model, not a curated record. Bases 33 to 1799 code for a protein of 588 amino acids. Gene Ontology annotation, molecular function: protein binding. The transcript is spliced from 21 exons.